CUAGCGCCAAAGAGGAGACGUUGCAGCUAGAUGCUAACAUGUUCCACAUUGGUUAGAUUUAUUCCCCAUACAUAAGGGGAAAGGGCGUCAAGCAAACAAUUAAGAAGGCAUUAAUGUUCGAACCGGGCACAGAUUUGGGAUUUCAAUGUGUCAUUACUUGAAUCUGUUUUGAUCGUCAGGCUGCCAGACGGUCUGGUUAAUGCAAGGAGGUUAAAAGGUUUGAUGUGUUGACGGCAGCUCACUGAAGUGUUGUCGAGAGCAGUGCGUCGCCAUACAAGAUGGACACCGCCGAAGAAGCGGACAUAUGCAGGGUCUGUCGGUCUGAAGGAACCCCAGACAAGCCACUCUAUCACCCCUGCGUAUGCACCGGCAGCAUUAAGUUCAUCCAUCAGGAAUGCUUGGUUCAAUGGCUGAAGCACAGCAGGAAGGAGUACUGUGAAUUGUGCAAGCAUAGAUUUGCCUUCACGCCAAUUUACUCUCCAGACAUGCCUUCUCGGCUUCCCGUUCAGGACAUAUUUGCCGGACUGGUGACGAGUAUUGGCACAGCUAUACGAUACUGGUUUCACUACACACUGGUGGCCUUCGCCUGGUUAGGAGUGGUUCCCCUCACAGCAUGUCGAAUCUACAAGUGUCUAUUUACCGGCUCUGUGAGCUCGCUACUGACGCUGCCAUUAGAUAUGCUGUCCACAGAGAACUUGCUGGCGGACUGUUUGCAGGGCUGUUUCGUGGUGACUUGCACCUUGUGCGCGUUCAUAAGCCUGGUGUGGCUGCGUGAGCAGAUCGUCCAUGGUGGCGCCCCCCAAUGGCUGGAGCAGAAUCAGCAGCAGCCUCCCAAUGUGCCCGGGCAGCCCAAUGAGGCCCCUGGUGCUGGAAACGGAGCCCCAGAGAACCAGGCCGCCCCAGCGCCCGCCAACCCCCCGGCUGAGAACGAGGUGGCGGCCGACAACCCCAACGUCCAGAUGGACCCGGCAGAGGACCUGGAGGUGGACAACGAGGAUGAGGACGAGGCCGGAGCCGAAGAUGCAGCGGACGCCAACAACGGGGCCCAAGACGAUAUGAACUGGAAUGCGCUGGAGUGGGAUCGAGCAGCAGAGGAGCUCACCUGGGAGAGGAUGCUUGGACUUGAUGGCUCCUUGGUUUUCUUGGAACACGUCUUCUGGGUCGUUUCACUGAACACGCUCUUCAUUCUUGUGUUUGCUUUUUGCCCCUAUCACAUUGGACACUUCUCUGUAGUGGGACUUGGUUUUGAAGAAUAUGUCCAAGCCUCUCACUUUGAGGGUCUGAUCACCACAAUCGUGGGCUACGUGCUGUUGGCUGUGACAUUAAUUGUGUGUCACGGUUUCGCAGCGCUGGUCAGGUUCCAGAGAUCACGUCGCCUGUUGGGGGUUUGCUACAUCGUCGUGAAGGUUUCAUUAUUGGUGGUUGUGGAGAUAGGUGUCUUCCCCCUCAUCUGUGGCUGGUGGCUGGACAUUUGUUCACUGGAAAUGUUUGAUGCCUCUUUGAAGGAUAGAGAGCUAAGUUUCCAGUCAGCCCCUGGCACAACCAUGUUCCUUCAUUGGCUUGUAGGAAUGGUCUACGUCUUCUACUUUGCUUCUUUUAUUCUCUUACUGCGAGAGGUGUUAAGGCCUGGAGUAUUGUGGUUUCUAAGAAACUUGAAUGAUCCUGAUUUUAAUCCAGUCCAAGAAAUGAUUCAUCUGCCAAUAUACAGACAUCUCAGAAGAUUUAUUUUAUCAGUGGUUGUAUUUGGUUCCAUUGUCCUGCUAAUGCUUUGGCUUCCAAUCAGGAUAAUCAAACUCAUUCUACCAAACUUCCUUCCUUAUAACGUAAUGCUCUACAGUGACGCCCCUGUGAGUGAGCUGUCUCUGGAGCUGCUGCUGCUGCAGGUGGUGUUGCCGGCUCUGCUGGAGCAGGGCCACACCCGGCAGUGGCUCAAGGGCCUGGUGCGCGCCUGGACCGUCACGGCCGGGUACCUGCUAGACCUCCAUUCGUACUUGCUGGGCGACCAGGAGGAGAAUGACAACAAUGCUAACCAGCAGGCUAACAACAACCAGCAGGCCCGCAACAACAACGCCAUCCCUGUGGUGGGAGAGGGGCUGCAUGCAGCACACCAGGCCAUAUUACAGCAGGGAGGCCCAGUGGGCUUCCAGCCUUACCACCGGCCCAUGAGGUUUCCAUUCAGGAUUGUGUUGCUGAUAGCCUUCAUGUGUGUGACUUUACUGGCCGCCAGCCUGGUUUGUUUGACGUUACCGGUGUUCGCUGGCCGCUGGCUCAUGUCGUUCUGGACGGGCAGCGCUAAGAUCCACGAGCUGUACACGGCGGCCUGCGGCCUGUACGUCUGCUGGCUGUCCAUCCGAGGCAUCACCGUGCUGCUGGCCUGGAUGCCCCAGGGCCGCACCGUCAUCCUGCUCAAGGUCCAGGAGUGGUCGCUCAUGAUAAUGAAGACGCUGAUAGUGGCGGUGCUGGUUGCCGGGGUGAUCCCCCUGCUGCUGGGUCUGCUGUUUGAGCUGGUGAUCGUAGCGCCCCUCAGAGUCCCCCUGGACCAGACGCCACUCUUCUACCCCUGGCAGGACUGGGCUCUGGGAGUGCUUCACGCCAAAAUCAUAGCUGCCAUUACCCUCAUGGGUCCCCAGUGGUGGUUGAAGACUGUGAUUGAGCAGGUAUAUGCAAAUGGGAUCCGCAACAUUGACCUGCAUUUCAUAAUUCGCAAGCUGGCCGCUCCAGUCAUUUCCGUCUUGCUCCUGUCCCUCUGUGUGCCGUAUGUCAUUGCAGCUGCCAUUGUUCCAAUCAUAGGGGUUACCAUGGAGAUGCAGAAUCUGGUGCAGCGCCGGAUCUAUCCUUUUCUUCUAAUGGUUGUGAUGCUAAUGGGAAUCCUCUCUUUCCAAAUCCGCCAAUUCAAGCGCCUUUAUGAGCACAUUAAGAACGACAAGUACCUUGUUGGUCAGAGACUUGUAAACUAUGAACGCAAGGCUGGCAAAGCAAGCUCAGCCUCACCCACCAGCUCUCCUCAAGAGUAGGAUUGGCUGUCAAUGACAUCAGUCUGCAGCUAACCAACUCACCGCCCCUGCUUCAUGUCUGCUUGUGGCUCCUCCAUAUUUCAGACACUCUUGUGUCCUUCUCUUUUCCUGUUUUAAAGUGAAGCUUGAGAACUGUACAUGUGUAAAUAUUUGGGAAUUAAUUCCAAAAAAACAAACAAACUUGGGUUGAAAGAAUGAGCAUUGUACAUCUUUGGGGAAAAAAAAUGUAUUAAUUUAUUAAAUCAUUGUCACUUUAUCUUUUGGACUCUUCUUGUUCAGUCUCAAACUGACCCAGUGCCAAUAACUAAUUAAUGUAUGUAGGUUUGCCUGUUUGAAGAAACCUAAUGUUGAGGUCAGCUUAGCUUUACAAAUCACAAGCUCCUGUGCCAAUUCACUAGAGAAAUGUAGUAAUUAGUUAAAUCUCUGUUUGUACAGGUAAAGGACGGGAAGAAAAUAAUGAGCAUUGUUGCUGUAUCUUUUAUUUUUUGUAUUGCUGUAUUUUGAGGGAGAAUAAAUGAAGUCUAAUUGCAUAGGUAGACAAUCAUGGGCUCCAAGGCCUGUAACACUUACUUGACAUUAUGUGUGACAUCAGAAACACUCAUUUUAGCUGCAUUGUAAAAUGCAACUGCAUUUUACAUUUCUGAGUAGAAGGCCAUUCAAAAAGUUGUGAAUUUAAACAAUUGUUUAAAGAAUUCUCACAAUUCAGUCUUGUUUAUGUUUGGGUUGGUGUAUCAAACCAUUUCUUAAUACAAAUAUCAUUUCAGAGAUGCAUACACCUUGCAGGUUGUGUUCACAUACAAUUUGGCAAGCACACAUGAUCAGCUUUAACCAUGAUGAGCAUUUCAGAGUGCCGAAAAAUGUUCCCUUUUUUAUUUUAAAUGCAAACAAGUGUUGGUCAUUGUCCAAACUAUUUUAACAAUUGGCAAAGAUUAGGGGAAUACAAGAGCUUUGAAAAGUGUGCAUAAUUAAUUAAAGUGAUGUUGUUUUCUCAGUAGUGAUAGGGCCAGUAAUGCUAGAUAUGUCAAAUGUAUUUUUCAGUAACAUUUCAUGAAGUUCCGUUUGUCUUAAAAUACUGAAAGGGUUGAGAAUUCCAUUAUAAAAUGAAUGUUUCUCUCUUGUGUCAGUAUUAUUUGGGAGGAAAGGUGUCAUUUGUCAUUUUUUUUACAAUCAUUUUCAUGAAGUCUCAAUUUAAAAAGAAGUCUUACAUGUUUUCAGGCUGAUUUGAGGUGGCACAGGACUUCUUUGAAUGCAAAUCUUCUAUAAGUGACCUUAUAGAUCUUAUACUGUACAAACCCAAUGCUUGGGUGUUUUGUUGGUUUUGUUUUUGCAUCUUUUCAAGCAAAAUGUGUAUUCUAUUUUUAUAUGUAUAUGGCAUGGCAGUUUGUAUGUCUCAACAUAAGGUGUUAUGGUUUGGUGAGCUGUGUACAUAGUUUUGUUACCUGAAACACAUUUCUGAACAAAACCAUAGCUUCUCAUGGGCAUGCUGCAAGAUAAUGGUAUAAAUACAAACUGGAAAUGGACUUUGUUUAUAACUGUGCUCUCUGAUACUUGUGUUGUCAGCUUGUCUCAGCCCAAGCGGUUGUAAGAGAUUUGUGAAUGUUUAAAAAUAAACUGCUGGGGAGUCAUUCACCAUUUACAACUAAAAUGCUGGGAAAUACACAUUUUAUUCAAAAA
Messenger RNA from Conger conger (European conger), 4688 nucleotides. RefSeq names its product membrane-associated ring finger (C3HC4) 6 (gene marchf6). Gene Ontology annotation, cellular component: endoplasmic reticulum membrane. The record is from RefSeq and is a predicted model, not a curated record. Bases 279 to 3014 code for a protein of 911 amino acids. NCBI's taxonomy places the organism in Eukaryota, Metazoa, Chordata, Actinopteri, Anguilliformes, Congridae. Gene Ontology annotation, molecular function: zinc ion binding. The transcript has 26 exons.